AAAUAAAAUUAGCUUUUGUUGUGAGAAUAUGUGAAUAUCAUUGGGCUGGCCAUUUUGAAAUGAGCUAAAUUUUUUUUUGUGAGUUUUCUAAAAGUGGGCAUAAAUUAUGGAUUGUACUUUGCACGAUUUGGAACGCUUGGAGGAGCAAAUAUUUUUGUAUAAACCUACCCUAAAGGCCAAUGAACAUAAACAAAAUGUAAGUAAUUGUCUGCGAAAUCAAUUGGUUGAGUCUAAAGCUGUUGUCAGGAUUCAACGUAUGGAUGCAGAAUGUGAGAGCUUAAUGAUAAGUCUGAAGCAGAGAUUAAUGUUAUUGCAAGAUAUUUUAAAGCCCAAGGAAAAAGAAGUACACUUGAAGCGAAACCAAAAAGUAUUAAAAGGCAAAGAUGAAGUUAUAAAAUUGAAUUUGUCCUCCGAUUCCAGUGAUGAUGAGACGUUAAGUAGUUUAGUGACCAAACAUAGAGAAGCAGAAUCAGAACUAUUAAAAAAUGGUAAAUUAAAAACAAUAGAAAUGCAGCACGCUAAAACUUCGGAACCACAUGAUUCAGAAUUACCAUUGGCUUUACGUAGAAAACCAAGGGAAAGAAAAUUAAGUUACAAAAGUUUUAGUAGCUCAGCCUCAACAUCUCAUUCGAACAAUCGCAGUACAAAGUUUCACAAUAAGCAGGAACACACUGUGACCACUUCAGGAGUGACCUUUCAGAGUAAUGAAAUGUUGGUGGAACAGGAAGAAGUGGAUACAACACCCACACUUCAUAUAAAAAUUCCCUCGUUAUACAGAGGCAAUGUGCAUUACAUUAUUUUAGACAGUUUGAAUUUUGCUCGAAAAGUUUUCGAUUAUCGGGCUAGUGAAGUUAAACAGCAGAAUCCAUCUAUUACCCAUACCUCGAAAAUAUCGAAAUCACGUAAGAAACAGGUGAAAUCCCUAUCCACAACUGUUAUAGAACAAUUCACACAACAAGAACAGGAGUUAGAACUGUCGCAGCUUAUACAAGACGUAAUGUCUGAAGCUUGCAAUGAUGAAACACUACAGGCUACCAGUGCUUUGGAAAAUAUUAACAACAAUCUUAUAGACAAUUACGAUGGCAUUGCGAAUGAAAAUUUAUUAACAUGCUCACAAUCUUCACAAGAAUUAUCAUUUUCACAAAAUUCGAAUACUAUUGUCGAUUCGGUCUGCAGUACUAGUGGCAGUAGUAAUUUGCAAAAAAAGCCGCGUAAAAAUUCCAAACGUUCAAAUGAACAACAACAACAUCUAAAUGAACCUCCAAAAAAACGAGGACGUAAACCAAAAAAGAAAAAUGUUUCCGAUGAUCAGCAAUUGCAACCUCAACCACCUACGAAAAGUAAUUUGGCUAAAUACGUUGAAUUUUUUGCUAAUGAUUGUGAAUUAAUGCCAGGAUCAACAACCCCGGCGGCAUCUUCAACCAGGUCUCUACCUUUAGUUUCUUCAACUACCCAUAACUUUGAAGUUAUUGAUCAACUACCACAACAACAUCAACAGCAUGAGCAACAAAAUUCACCUCAGCAGCCCAUUACGUACUAUAUUGAUGGCGAUUGGGCUAAUGGCGGUCCAUGUCAAUUGGUUGCCACCAACGGUAUGACCGUCGAUGCCAGACAAAUAAAUCAAGAGGAUAUGAAUGCACCAUUUCAGGAUUUUGUAAAUUAUAUUGACAAUAGUGGUGACUCGGGUAAUAAUGUUAUUGCCAGGGUUUUGGAAAAUAACAACAGCUUGCCCAUUUCCAUUCCAUUGCCCUUAGCAAAUCCAGGACUUCAAAAUAAAAGUCAUCACCCAGCACCACGUCAAAUUCAACAGCAAUCUACACAAAAUUCAUUUUUACCUGUUAUAAAUAUACAGAUUCCCAACUUACCAAACAAUAUUAUUAGUCCGUCUGCACCACCACCAGCUCAUACGCACAGAGAUAUUCUAGAUCUAAGUGUUAAAUCAAAGUCUUGCGCUGAUAUUGGCUCCUCGGAAGCGUUAAAUCUCAAUCAAAUAUCCAAUAAUAACAUAGAAACUUGUUGCCUUACUGAAGAGGAUCAAUGCUUGCCAUUGGAUUUAUCAGCAAAGGGUACCAAUGCAAAGGAAAAACAAGCAGAAACUCAUAAUAUUACUAUUGAUAAUCAUGAUGAGGAUUUUAUACGACAGCUCAUAGAACAGAGUGAUUUCGAGUACACAACCGGGCAAAUGAAAAAAGGUUGCGAAACGCCAGCUUUAACAUACGACAAUGAUAAUAAUAAAUCUUUUAAGGCAGCUUUGGACAUGCCAUUACUUGAUUUUGAUGCAACAGGUUUGUCACAGUUGGUAGAAAAUUCUUCAACAGCAAGUAAUAAGCAGCCAGACGGCGCAACAGAUAAAAUUAUUUACCAUGAUUCCUCAAAUAAUAAUGAAGAUUCCAAUUAUGUUUCAAUGACUGCAUCCAGUGACAAUAAUUUACACUUCUCCGAUCAAACGACUACAGAAAUUUUCAAUAAAUUAUUAGAUAUCUGUCCAGAUAAUCAAUUCCUUGAUAAUAUAAGCAAUGAGUUCAUUUCGAAUGAUGAUUUAAAUGAAAGUGUUUUUGAUCACUGUAGAGUAGAGAAUUCAACAAUGUGUGAAAUGCAAAAUUCAACUAAUUCAAAGCAUCAAUCAAAUGAAGGCCAAACGAACAUAUGUGAUACAACCUCACAGUAUGCUAAUCAAGAUAGAGAUAAUAGUACUUCCAUUGAUGAACCCUCAUCAUCAACCUCCACUUCUAUGGCUGUUCAAAUAGACAGUUCUAAUAAAACUGAUACAGAUCUCAAUAUUUCAAUGUCUUCUGAUAUUUCAAUUAAUUUUAAGUUUACUAGUAAUGAUGAACAAUUGAAUUUAAAGGAUUCAAAAUCCGCAAAAGUUGAUCAAAUCUGCAACGAUAAUCAACAAACUGCAGUGGUAGAUGAACAAAAAGUAAUAGAGGUUGAAAAUACUGAAAAAACGUUAAAAAGUAAUAAAAAUGUUAAAGAGGUAAACUAUAAAGAUUCUGCUAAUGUCGAAAACAAUAGUUUACACAAAGAUGAAAAUGUUGAUCAGUGUGUUAAAAUCAAUGAAGAUAUAAACGAUAAAUGUUCUGGUUACCCAAAUACUGAUUUAGAAAAACUUGAAAACUUUGAAACUGGCAAACAAAAAGUUGUUGCAAUUACUAAUGUAAUUGAUAAAGAGGUAAACGAUAAAUGUUCUGAUAACAAUAAUAAAAACAACAAAGAAUCCGAACAACAAAUUGAAGUUAAACAAGAUAAAGGUUUAGCUAAUUUCCAAAACAAUAAUAAGGAUAACUUUGAAAUAAAUCAAUCGAAAGUUAUUGAGGUUGAAAACACCGAAACAACAUUUAAAAGUGUUAAAACUAAGGAAGAUGUAAACGUUAAAUGUUUAUCUAAUCACGUUGAACCUAAAUCUAAAACCAAAGAUAAUGUUGUAUUUUCGGUAGCAAAGGUAACUUUAAGCGAUGAUGAUAAUCUGUAUAGCACCGAUAGUGAUACCGCAAGUGGGAAAUCAUAUGAUGCUGGUGAAGUGAAACCAAUGGAAAAUGAAGCCGAAAAAAAGGAUCUAACAAUUAAUUCAUGCGAUAUUGCAGCACAUAAAUGUAAUAUUGAAAAUAAAGCAACAAGUGCAUGCCUUAGUAUUGAGGAUAACGAUUCUACUGAUGCCAUACCUAAAAAACCUAAAUUUACAGAAAAUCUAUUAACGCCUGUAAAUAUCAGCGAAAAUUCUAAUGAAUCUGUGUCCAUACUUACUCAAACUGAAAAUUAUUUUACUGAUGAUGUAAUAAAUUUAAGUGUUUCUUUUGAAAACAAUAGCGAACAAACUUUCAUGGACAGUGAUGCUGAGAUGAAAGACCUAAUAAUUGAAAAUAAAGCUAAUAGUUCUUGCCACGAUAUUAAGCAUACAAAUUCGUUCGAUAACAUACCUAAAUAUACAGAAAACGACAACGAAAAUUCUAAACAUAUCGUCAUGAUACCCAAUGAAACUAAAAAUACCGAAAGUUGUAGUAACAAUGCAAUAAAUUUAAGUGUUUAUUUUAAAAAUAAUGAAAGAGAAAAAGAAGAUUCCAAUAUUAACAAUGAGGAUGAUGAUGUACAAUGUAGAGCAGAAAUGCUUCCGGAUAUUGAGAAUAAAGUUAAAGCCGAUUCUACUGAUUCCCUAAAAAAUGUUGAAUGUACAAAAGUUGAAUCGCCAAAGAAUGAGGAAAAUUUAACCCUGUUAGAAUUGGAUUCUAAAUUAGAAGGUUCAUUAGAUUUUGAUGAGGAUUUUGAUGACGCUUUGUCCUUGGCCACUUCUUGUUUUGAUUCGCCAAACGAUGACCGCUUUGGGGAUUCAGUUGUUGACGUUGAUACUACUAAAACAGCAAGUACACCACCACCAACACCAGCACCACCACAAGAUGUUAUUCCCAAUCCUCCGCUAAAUAAGGACUUAAAGAAUUUUAAAAUACCAAAACUAAAUACUUCAACAGCUACAACUUUAAAAAUAACCGAAAAGGAAAAAAUAACCGAAAUAAAAAACAUAGAUAAACUAAAUACUUCAGCUGCUACAAGUUCAAAAAUAGCCGAAAUGGAACCAGACAUAAAAAAGUUAGAUACUACCGCAAACGCAACAAAACCUAUGCCAAAGAUACAGCUACUCACAAAUUUUGAAAACAUAACAAGAACAGUUAAAAACGAUUUUGUAGUUCACUCUAAAGAAAAUUCGGUAGAAGUAUUAUUAGUAACAGAUGAAAUACCAGCUAUAGUUCAUAUAAUUUCUAAAGUCUUUGGUAUCACUUGUUUACCAUAUUUAGUUGACAAAUGUUUUGCCAUCACACACUGUCAAUUAUCGCAUCAGCUCAACGAUGUCGAUACCGUUUAUGAAUAUUUAAACACUUCAGACAAAAUCACUGUCAAUUUGGCCUAUCAUGUUCUAUAUAAUCAUGCGAAAUUAUAUAAAGUAUAUUUCAAAGUAUUUUGUACUUAUUACGCCUCUAAAAAUGAACGCAUAAAACUGCUGAAUAUGGUCAAUGAUUGUGAACGUUAUCCGGAAUAUGCGGAAUUUAUUAUUUUCAUCUAUGAGUCGCUGGUUAAAUGUGGUUUGAGUCGUGUUAAUGCCUGCCGUCUAAUAUUGAAACGCAUACGUGAAAUAACCACUGCAUCAACAAUUGUGGAAGCGCUGGUCGCCAUUAUAAUGAAAUCUGAUUGGACCAUGUUUACGGAUUUCAUUGAGAAGUAUACCCAAGAAAUGUAUAAAUUUAAUUUUCGUAUUGGCAUUUUGGAGCAAAUGGCACCAGCAGUGUUAAAUAGCAAGGGGCCUCACCUAAAGCAGGUCUUUGGAAAGUGUGUUCAAACAUUGCACUGUGACGACACUGGUCUUUUGCUGCAUUCUCCUAGUCUAAUACAAUGUGUGGCCCUGUUGACCACCAAUACGUAAUAAAGUAACUCGCCGAAAAAUGAGUCGUAAUGACUUUAAACAUUUUUACUUUCUAAAUUUUAAAUAAUUUUUUUAUGCAAUUAAGACGACCAGAGGUGAAUAAACGACGACGAAUUACCUUAUGGAAAGGUAUUUAUUUAUAUAAUUUUUUUUUAAUUUGUUAUUUUACAAUUUUUUAUAUAGUUUUUAUUGAUUUAUUUUAAAUCCAAUUUAUUAAUUAUAACACUAGUUUGUCCACAUGAAUUAUUUUCCUUUCUAUGUCGAGUGUGUUUAUUAUUCAAUUAAUUAUGCAUAUUCCAAAUAAAAUCUUCUUACAUAUUACUUAACUUGAAUAACAUACAGGUCAUGCUGUUAAAAGCUGGCCUGGCCUUAUAAAACAAUGUUUGAUUUAAAAAAUUCAAAUAAAUGUUUAAUAAAAUUUAA
Molecule: messenger RNA, 5833 nt
Organism: Calliphora vicina (urban bluebottle blowfly)
Lineage: Eukaryota; Metazoa; Arthropoda; Insecta; Diptera; Calliphoridae
Exons: 7
Coding region: 107-5410 (1767 amino acids)
Source: RefSeq, a predicted model, not a curated record